AUGUCAUCGGUCAGGUCUCGAAGGAGGCGUCGCCUUGAAUCUGACAAUGAGACUGACGAGGACAAUGCCAACACGCCCGAGCCCCCGAAGCGACCCCGACGAUCGACGCUCCUGCCGCAAUAUGAAGUCAACGGUGGCCCAAGCCGUACGAAUGGCGCGUUGCAGUCCGUCAAUAUGGAUGAUUUUCAGCCUGGCUCUAUUGUGCGUGUCGCUGUACAAAACUUUGUAACGUAUGAGAAGGCAGAGUUCUUCCCUGGCCCGUACUUGAACAUGGUCAUUGGUCCCAACGGUACUGGCAAGAGCUCGCUCGUCUGCGCCAUCUGUCUGGGACUGGGCUACAGUCCAAAGCAUCUGGGCCGUGCCGGCUCGAUCAAGGAAUUUGUCAAGCACGGCAGAGAAAAGGCAACUAUCGAAAUUGAGCUGCAAAGGAAGCCAACCGACCGCCACAACUACGUUGUCAAAGUCCAGAUUCGUCGAGAUCAGAACACUCAAAAAUGGUGGUUGAACGGCAAGGAGACCACGCACAAGAAGAUUCAGGAUCUUAUCAAGUCCCUAAAGAUUCAAGUCGACAACCUCUGCCAGUUCCUGCCUCAGGAGCGAGUGGUCGAAUUUGCUGCUUCGACGCCCGUGGAACUGCUCCACGAGACGAUUCGCGCAGCGGCUCCGGAAGAAAUGCUUCUCUGGCAAAGCAAGCUUCGAGAAAUUUUCAAAGAAAAGAAGGAUCUUACGGAGAACAGUCAACAUGACGUAGCCAUACUCGAAAAUCUAGAGGCCCGCCAAGAGGGGUUGCAAGCUGAUGUUGACCGAUUUCGAGAACGUGAAGAGAUUCAAAAACGGCUAGAAGACUUGAAAAUUGUAAAAGUCUUGGCCAAAUAUCAAGAAGCGCGGAAACGUUGGCAGGAGGCCAAAGAGCGCAAGAAGAAGGCCCAGCAGUCUUUGGAGCGACUUGAAACUGAGAGCGGACCAUCGCUGCAGGCUGUGAACAGAAAAGAGGCGUAUCUAGACAAGGUCACGUCUGCUUUGCACGCCAAGGCAAGGGCUCUCGACCGAUGUCACGACAUUUCGGAUUCCCUUGAACAACAAAUCAAAGACGCACAGGUUGCGAUGGAUGUCUUUGAUAGCAAGAUGACUGUUGAGCGGAAACAGUUUGACACAAGAAAAAAGGAGGUUUCUGCUGCGCGAGCCAGACUAACAUCGUUGCAAGCCGAUCUGAACAAUCGCCCAGGCGAGUUUAACGCAAGCGAGUGGAACCGGAAGAUCCGCGCCGAGGAGCACAACCUACGCGACCUGGAAACCAUGGACCGCGAAGUCGGGUUAGAAUUGAACAAUCUGAAAGAUCAGGGGCGGGUUCCGAGAGAACGGAUGCGCACUUUGGAAUCCUCGCUGAAGUUAUUCGACACGCAACAAGGCCAACAAUUGAGCAUGCUGAAGAAGGCAUUUCCUGAAGUGGCGCGAGGCUGGGAAUGGAUACAAGAGCACAUGAGCGGAUUUGAAAAAGAGGUGUUUGGCCCGCCAAUGAUAAGCUGCUCAAUUAAAGAUGAACGUUUCUCAUCCCAGGUCCAGUCUCUACUACAGAUGGACGACUUUCUAUGUUUCACGGCCCAGACGCGCAACGACUUCAAGAAAUUGACCGAUCAGCUUUAUCGUGUCAUGAGUCUCUCGGUUGUCAUACGUACCAACGUUCACUCUCUGGAUACCUUUCAGCCCCCCAUAUCGCGGCAGGACGCCGUCGACCUUGGUCUUGACGGUUUCGCUAUCGAUUAUCUGGAAGGACCCGACCCCGUGCUUGCAAUGCUUUGUUCAGAAAAGAAACUUCAUCAGUCAGGUAUCGCUCUCGAGGAACACGACAAUGCACAAUACAACAGGCUAGCAAAUAGUGGUAGCGUCUCCCAAUGGGCGGCUGGCAGGCACCUGUUUACCCUUCGUCGGCGCAAAGAAUACGGCGGCAAGGCGAUGACCGCUAUCAGCAAGUAUAUUAAUCCCGGACGAUUCUGGACCUCACAAACUGUCGAUACGCAAGAAAAGACGGAAUUGACUCGUCAACUCGGAGAGGCAGAGGCGGAAUUUCAGGCACUCAAGGCUCGAAAUGCUGACCUAGUUCAGCAACGGGCGGCUCUCUCAGGGAAGAAAGAGGCCAUCAACGCCAAAAUUGUGCAGGCCGAGGAGCGCCGAAGAGAGGAGAGUACACAGAUGAUGGAGGUGAUUCGAAAUCGCAUGUAUGCGGCUCAAUAUGACUUGGACAAACUUGUCAUGGCCAAGUGCAACGCUGCGAUGCGCCACGCGGCUUCUCUGGAGGACAUGAGGGAGGCUCAUCGGGAGUAUGUCGAGACCAAGAUUCGCUCUAUCGAAGCCAUGUCCGACGUCAAUGGUCUCAAAAAGCAUAAUUCUGAAAUUGUCAAACGACUCGAGGCCGAGAAGGCAAAACUGGAAGAGGUUACCCAGGUCGCCGAGCAAGCACGCGCCAUUGGUAAACAGAUGUCCAAGAUGACACAGGACCUGCUCCUGGAGAACGCGGACCGCCGCUCAUACCUCCAGGAUCUGGCCGAGGGCAAGACGGAGCGUGACGUUGAGAUAGAGAUUGAGGCGGAAAGGGCACAACUCGAGCUAAUACACACGUCCAACCCUGACAUUCUGCAGGAGUUUGAGAGGCGCGCGCAGGACAUUGAGCGGCUCCGACGCAAGGUGGAAGGCGUCAAUGCAAAGGUGGCGGAGAUGGCAGCUGCUCAAGACUCGCUCAUGGCCAAGUUUGAGCCCAAGCUGGAUGAGCUGAUUGCUCAGAUAAACAGCGCGUUUGCGUACAACUUUGAACAAAUCAGCUGCUCGGGCGAAGUGCGCGUCCACAAGGACGAGGACUUUGAGCAGUGGGCUUUGAAUAUCAUGGUUCGCUUUCGCGAAAGCGAAACCCUCCAGCAGCUCACAGCACACCGGCAGUCUGGCGGCGAGCGGGCCGUGUCGACCAUCUUCUUCCUCAUGGCGCUGCAGUCGCUGGCGCAGUCGCCCUUUCGCGUCGUUGACGAGAUCAAUCAGGGCAUGGACCCGCGCAACGAACGCAUGAUGCACGAGCGCAUGGUGGAGAUUGCUUGCCGCGAGCACACGAGCCAGUACUUUCUCAUCACACCCAAGCUGCUUCCCGGUCUGCGCUACGACCCCAAGAUGCGUAUACUUUGCAUCGCAAGCGGCGAGUUUAUGCCCCGCGACGGCGGCAAGCUCGACUUUAAUCGGUGUCUGGCCGUCAUGCGCGGCAUGGCAGCGGCAGGGGCGUGA
This is a messenger RNA of Beauveria bassiana ARSEF 2860, 3264 nucleotides long. Its product is annotated as RecF/RecN/SMC N terminal domain-containing protein. The record is from RefSeq and is a predicted model, not a curated record. The transcript has 3 exons. Lineage: Eukaryota; Fungi; Ascomycota; Sordariomycetes; Hypocreales; Cordycipitaceae. Gene Ontology annotation, biological process: double-strand break repair via homologous recombination. Gene Ontology annotation, molecular function: ATP binding; ATP hydrolysis activity. Gene Ontology annotation, cellular component: Smc5-Smc6 complex. The coding region runs from base 1 to 3264 and encodes 1087 amino acids.